GUUGGUUGUGAUAAUGUUCUUACACUAUGUUUAUAAUUAAACAAGGAAAAUAAAUACUUGUUAAAUCAAACAAGACAUGUGAUAAAAAGACAUGGACAUUGUUGUUAUUUAAACACACGAAAUUCUGUAUACUUUCAAGACAUGGAAGUUAUAAUAUUGUCAUUAUUUAUACAAACGUAAUUCUGAAUAUUUUCAUUUAGUUGGUUUUUAAUCGAUUGAAACAGGUUAUAUUUCCGGUUCCGGUAAAGAUGGUGGCAUUGCUGGAUGAUUCGCAAAAUGAAACAUUCCAUCGUCUGCUGCCUGUUAUCGUCUGCAUGGCCGUCGUCGGCGCUGUUGGGAUUAUUGGCAACAUUCUUACCAUCGUUUUCUAUGCGUCUAAGUCCAAACGAUCAACGUCAACUUUACAGAUAACUUGCCUAGCAGUGGUGGACUUGAUCGUCUGUAUAAUGAUAGUCCCCAACAUCAUAGAGAUGGUGGUGAACGUAAAGUAUAACCAAGAUGUGUUUUGUAAGUUGACGCAUGUUUUUGGGUUGUGGGCGAUUGCAACCUCUUGUUUUAUCUUAUGGAUUAUUGCAAUUGACAGAUACAGAAAAAUAUGUAAACCAUUUGCUAAACAGAUUACUGUGAAAACGACAAAAUUCGCAAUCACUGUUAUAGUUAUAGGCUCUUUUUUGCUGUCUGUUCGAAAUUUUGUAAACUUCUCAACAGUCGAAGUAAAUGUCACUUUGCCGGUCAGCAACGAAACAACGAUAGGUUGUUACUGUACAACAAGAGGGGAUGCAGGAUACAAUAUCAGUGUGACUGUAUUCUAUGCUAUUGAUUUCUUAUUCGUCAUGGUUUGUUUGAUAUCAAUUAUUGUAACAUACUCACAUAUUAUCAUUACUCUUCUAAAACUAAAGCGUUCAAAGAACGCGUCCAAUCAACAUAGACGUGACAUCACGUGGUCACGUCCAAACGCCACCGGAACCGGAAACUGUGUCAAUGAGGAGUCUGAUAACAGCUUUGGCAUGACGACUUUUAAAAGUGAAUCUCAUAUAUCUGAUAGUGACGCGGGAAAUAAUUCUAAUGUGAUUGCGGCAAAGGCGUCCGUAUGUGACGGUCAUCCAGCUGUGACAAUCGGAAAUGACCAAACGUUUCAUAACACCAGUCUACGAAGAACUAUACAGAAAAAGAACUUCCGGAAACGGAAACGACGCCGCAAGAUCGGCGCGAGCAGCGCUUCUGAAAGAAAUCUGACAUUUAUGAUGCUAGCGGUGUCUCUUCUCUUUGUGGCGUGUUUCUUUCCAUUUUUUGUGGUAAAGAUAAUCUUGAGACUCGUGUUAAAGACAGGAGAAGAGAUCGAGCUGAAUGUGGGAAUCCAGUUCGCGCUUAGACUGGUUUAUAUGAACAGUGUUUUCAAUCCAAUUGUUUACUGUUUCUUUAACCCACAAUUCAGACGUUAUAUAAAGGGUUUGUUUCUUAAAUGUUUUAGAUGCCAAAAACAGACUGCAUAGUCUUUCUUCUUUGAUUGUACAAAAAAAUUGUUUCCGGAUUAACGUCACGUUUAGAUUAGCGUAUAGUUAAACGGACAUAGCGUCAUUUGUUACUUUAUACGUCAUUUUUUCUGAAGACGACAAAACGUCCAAAUCUAAAU
Ruditapes philippinarum (Manila clam) is the source of this 1633-nucleotide messenger RNA. RefSeq names its product putative neuropeptide Y receptor type 6. The record is from RefSeq and is a predicted model, not a curated record. Bases 249 to 1493 code for a protein of 414 amino acids. Gene Ontology annotation, molecular function: G protein-coupled peptide receptor activity. NCBI's taxonomy places the organism in Eukaryota, Metazoa, Mollusca, Bivalvia, Venerida, Veneridae. Gene Ontology annotation, biological process: neuropeptide signaling pathway. The transcript has 2 exons. Gene Ontology annotation, cellular component: membrane.